UACGUCAAAAUGUCUGUCUAAGUAUAGUGAAUGCUGUUGUAAUUAUUUUCACUAAUUGAAAAUGGAUAAAGUUAAAUCAACUAUAGAAGGAUUAAAAUCAACUUCAUCUGCUCGCGUUCAAGAAACUUUAUUAAAGAUAAGAAGUAAUGUAAUAAUAAAUGACGCUGGUAUUAAACUUUUUAGACAAAGUGGUGGAUUAGAUUUACUAGUGCCCCAUUUGCGCAAGCCAAACGAGAGAAUUCUUGAUAUCGCUCUAAGUAUCCUUGGAAAUUGUUGUCUCGAAGAGGAAAGCAGCCUAGCAGUUGGCAAGUUAAAUUCAUUUGGACCAUUAGUAUCUAUACUGAAGACGGUGUGUCGAGACAGUAUCGUUGGAAGAGCUUGUCGUGUGAUAGGAAAUCUGGCACAACGCACCAGCAAUGCUGAAGGCCUACAUAAUCAUGGAGCAGUAACAGCAUUAGUUGCUCUCAUUGAAAACAGGGAUAAAAACACAUCAUACCCUACUCUUACUAUGGCUGUGAGAGCAAUCAGGCAACUUUGGAUGGUUAUAGACAAAAGAGAGGAGAUGCUUGCUCUCAACGCUGUGCGCUGUAUAGCAAUACUAGUUACAACUGAGUGUGAGUCAGCGGGGAUAAUAAAGUCUACCAAUCCAGCCAGGGAAACUGAGGGAUUCAGGAAAAGCCAGGAGGAAUUAGUCAUUGGAAUACUUAAAUGCCUUGGAUAUUUCACAACUCAUGCAACAGCACAAUGUGCAGAACAGAUUCAAGGAGAUGGCAGAGGAUAUCAAAGUCUUGUAGCUUUGACAAAAUUAUAUGAAUCCUUAGCCUUAAAAUGCCUGAUGAAUCUGUGUUACCUGUCUCCAUGUCGACCUCUGUUAGGCACUGCAGGGUUAGUAGAGUGUCUUGUGGGAAUACUACAAAAGAUAUCAGAGGUCUUAUGGUGGCCAGAGGGUGCCGCCCGAGCACUUGCCCAGCUGAGCGGGGAGUCUGUGAACCGCUCGCGGCUGCGGCACUGCGGCGGCCUGCCUCUGUUAGUGGCGGCGGCGAGAGAGCACCCGUGCGCCAUGCAUGCUCUGUUGCAGUAUGUGUUCGAUGAUACGUCAUUCCAAAUUCUUGUCAAUGAAGGCCUAAUAAGUCUACUAACAGAUGAACUGACAAAAUAUCUUGGCACUAUGGAUAUAGAACAUAAUAAUACGGAAAAUACUAACAAGCUGAAUGAAACCACGGAGCCUCUUGUUGAUAAGAAAUUAAGAACCGAAUUAAAAGUAGAAGAGAAAGAAGCACCAAAGAAUGUGGAAGCAAAAAGUUGUUUAUUCUUGCGGCGGAAAAGUCACUUAGCUAAAAACGAAGAUGAAUUGAAAGUGGUAAUAGAAAGAGAUAACAUGAUAGUCGGUUUCAUUGAUGCGGUUGAUAGCGACGCCAGUGAUGAAAGUCAGAGUGAGGAUGAUAGCGGAGCUCCAAAACGAAAAGGGACCAAGAGAGCUAGAUCUGGGAGUCCAAAAUUAGCUCAAAAUAAACCUCAGUUAAUCAAAAUGGCCAAUAAGGAUUGGUCUGCUGGUGUGUACUGGGAGCCUAAAAGUCCCGAAUGGCCGAUCACAUGUCAACCUUUAGGGUCUCGCGGUGCGCUGAGUCCAGAUAGAUCAGAAUAUGGACCAAUGUCUCCAUAUUCCGACGAGAAUCAAUCUGGAUUUAGCCCAGAAUAUAGGGGAUUCUCCAAUAAGCGAGCCCGUUGGGAUCGGAGUCCAGAGUCUGGUUUCAGUACGGGAGAAGGCAGUUCCGCUUCGCCAUAUUGGACUGAGUAUCAGUGGAGCCCCAGCAGCUCAGGAAGCCCUACCUCGCCGUUAAGUGUUAAUGAAGACAGUUCAGACUCAGAGAUAUCGGGGCGUUACUCGCCCGUUUGUAGCGAGACUGACGACGCAGUUAACAUCGCGCCGCGAAGCUCGGCAGCCGAGUUAGACGCCGCUCAAGUAGCUCAUGACCUUGACGAGCUCAUCAUGGAAGAUGACGAUAGCGUGGAAGAGGAAACACCAUUAUCAGAAGAAGCAAACAAAUUAGACAUGAGUACGAAAUCGUCCCGAAUCGCGUGCGUUCUAGUCCUACUAUUCAGAGUUUCGCACGGCGCGUGCAAUUUUCACGGCGCACGUGAAGAGCCCGUGCCCAAUCAUACAAUGGAACUAUUGACAGGGAAAGAGUGCCUAAACGCUUUGCUGGACUAUGUGGAACGAUGCAAGAGGCCGCUUGGAAGGGCCGCCAGAAUACUAGCAAGAGUUUUAAGUAAUGCGCUGUGUUUAAUGAACAUAUUGAGGCACCGACUGGCUCUUAGAUUACACAGCAUGACUGUCAGUUCCAAGCAUCCGCCAGCUAAAUGUCAGCAGUGUAAACAGAUUGUAAGACUGAGUGCUAAGUUAUUAGUUCAAUUGACUAUUCUGGCGGAAUCCAGUUACGGUAUCGGUGAAAUCAGUUACCAGCUGCUAAAAGGCAAUUCUUCUAUGAAACAAACGCUAGCUUUAACACUGCCAUAUAUAGUAAGAACUGAGAAAGCGUUAAAGAAAUACUUCAUAGACUGCAGUGCGCUGAACUUCCUGUUCGCUAACAUCUCGGAGUCCAAAGAAGACAUUCAAGACUGCGUCACUGCCAUAGUAAAGUUAGCCUCCAAUGUUCAUAUUAAAGAUCCAAAAUCUUUAGAAAGUAGGUUCAAAGAUCAAGUCUAUGUUAGCUAUGAUCCUGUACUAGAUAAUCUAUCAGUAGAUGAAGUAGUCACCUUCCAGCUAGACGAUUUAUCCUUAGUAAAAGCGAACAAAGUGUUCCUAUGUCAAAACUCUGAAUAUUUCAGCGCCAUGCUUAUGGGCUGUUUCAAGGAGUCUGUAGAAAAGUGCGUUCGUCUCACAGAUGUUUCGAGACCCGCCCUCGAAUAUCUUUUUACUUUAUUACACUGUGGUUUGAAUAACCCUCAGUGUGAAAUACAGAUAUUCCCAAUGGCUGAAGACUUGGAAACUAAUUUAGAAGUUCUAUUACUUGCGGACAGGUACUUGCUAGAUAGACUGAAGGAGUUAAUGAGUAGUGCGAUAUUGCAAUUUCAGCUGACGCCCGAGAAUGCCGAUAAGAUUUAUGUGUGGUCUUUGAGCAAAGGAAUGGGAUUUUUGUGUGUAGAAUCUGUAGCGUAUUUGCUAACUGGAAAAAUGUGCGAGACGGCGCGUGCGCGGUCGUUCCAAACUAUCCUUAGCUUGGAGUAUAAAGACCAGUGGUUAGAUGACAUCAAGUCUAUGAUCCGAAGGCAGCUUGUAAAAUGAACUAUGCAUAGUAUUUUGGUUAUUGAGUUAUUGUUAUAUCGAGAUUGGUUAUUAUUAAGAAGGAUACCUAAUUAAUAACUUUUUAAUCCUACUUAUUACUGUGCUAUCGUACUCGGUAUUUGGUGGUCUGCUCUCAAUCUCGUUUUGCCAUAAAUAUCUUAAAUAAUAAUUAAAAACCCGCCUAUAAAUUUUUAUUGCAUUUAAUGAGCAACUCAAUUAGAUUUCGCCUCCAGCUCCGCCCGCGUGAAAAAGUACCCUAUGUCCUUUUCCGUACUCCUCGCUAUAUGUAUGCAAAAUUUCAUGAAGACCGGUUUCGUGGUUUUAUCGUGAAAGACAAACAAACGUAUAUUUUACAGGAAAUGUUUAAUUUUGUAAAUGAAAUGUAAUUUUUUAAUUGUGAUAUGUAUGAAAUUUAUAAAAAGUGGAAUAGAAUAAAGCGAAAAGAUAUAUUUUUAUUCAAGUACAUGUAUUGAA
Amyelois transitella is the source of this 3760-nucleotide messenger RNA. It is a transcript of the gene Rnb, whose product is annotated as armadillo repeat-containing protein 5. The coding region runs from base 62 to 3286 and encodes 1074 amino acids. Gene Ontology annotation, biological process: anatomical structure morphogenesis. Gene Ontology annotation, molecular function: protein binding. Lineage: Eukaryota; Metazoa; Arthropoda; Insecta; Lepidoptera; Pyralidae. The record is from RefSeq and is a predicted model, not a curated record. Gene Ontology annotation, cellular component: cytosol. The transcript has 12 exons.